AUGGCAUCUCAACACUCGCGGAGGUCGCGCGAGUCGACUCGCCCCGAAAUGUCGAUCGGCCGCUAUACACGGCUCGAUGAGAUCGGGCGAGGGAGCUUUGCUACCGUCUACCAAGGUGUGCAUACGAAAUCCCGCACCUAUGUAGCCAUCAAGUCAGUCAACCUGUCAAAGCUCAAUAAGAAGUUGAAGGACAACCUCUCCUCCGAGAUCGAUAUCCUGAAGGGCCUCCAUCAUCCGCAUAUCGUGGCGCUCAUCGACUGCCAGGAGUCCACAUCCCACAUCCAUUUGGUCAUGGAAUACUGUGCCUUGGGGGACCUGUCACUUUUCAUUAAACGACGAGAAACCCUCGCCAACCAUCGAUACACGCGGGACAUGAUUGCUAAAUACCCGAAUCCUCGUGGUGGAGCGCUGAAUGAAGUUGUCGUGCGGCACUUCCUAAAGCAACUUUCAAGCGCGCUGCAUUUCCUCCGAGACCGCAACCUUAUCCACCGAGACAUCAAACCACAAAACCUACUGCUCUGCCCAUCCCCUUCAUCUUAUCGGUCAGGUGUGGCCCAGGUGAUUCCUUAUAAGGGCAGUGAUGAUUCGUAUGAACCCAUAACUGGCCUCGAGUCUCUACCGAUGCUCAAGAUUGCGGACUUUGGGUUCGCUCGGUCCCUUCCGGCCACCUCGCUGGCAGAGACCCUUUGUGGCUCUCCCCUAUAUAUGGCACCCGAGAUCCUUCGGUAUGAGAAAUAUGAUGCGAAGGCAGACCUGUGGUCGGUUGGCACCGUGCUUUAUGAGAUGGUGGUCGGCCGGCCGCCCUUCCGUGCCACCAACCACGUGGAACUGCUCCGGAGGAUCGAGAAAGGAGAGGACCGAAUUCGAUUUCCCGAAGACAAUCCUGCCUCGGAUGACAUUAAGAAGCUGAUACGCGGCCUUCUGAAGCGGAAUCCGGUGGAACGCUUGAAUUUCCCUGAGUUUUUCAACAACCAUGUUAUUAAAGAUGAGAUUCCUGGUCUGGUGCCAGAUGACCUCCCGCGGAGGCCUUCUGCCGAGUUCGAUGAUGCCAGACCGACUCCGGUAGACGUGAACUUGGCCAAGAACUCUCCAUACGCCGAGGAACCGGAAGAGACGCUCUUAUCCCCUGCCAGGCGACCGCUGUCGACACGUCAGAAAUCAGGGACUCCACCAACUGCUACGACUAUGCGUCGAGUUGGCAGUAGUGAUCGCCCUCCGUCUGGUACCAUCAAGGGACAGGAAGCCAGUCCACAUCGGCCCGGUCCAAUCAGCCAUGCUACUGCACCUGGUCGCCAGGAACUUGUCGGCCGCCAUGCUGCCACAGCUGCGAUGGAGCACCAAAGAUCUCGGAACACGUACACGGACGCUACACGGACACAAGAAGCCUCAGAUCCUGCCCAGGCGGAACGCGAGCAAGCUGCCCAAGACGUGGCAUUUGAGCGAGACUACGUGGUUGUGGAGAAACGUGCUGUCGAAGUGAAUGCAUUUGCAGAUGAAUUGGCACAUAGCCCCCGUAUCCAUGGCGGCUUUGGUCGCCCGGGACUGGUUGGCACAGUAUCUCGGCGCGCAACUACGCAGGCCCUUCCCACAACCACAUCGACCUCUCCGCAUGCAAAUGCUACCAAGGCCAUCCAGGUUGUGUCGAAUCAGCCCUACGUCGGCCACAUCAGCUAUCUCGAAAGCACUCAAUAUGGCCAGUGGUCGCCUUUUCGGAAUGGGGUUUUCUCCGCCACUAGCCAUCACCAAGGGUGGUCGAUCCCCCCGCUGGCCUACAACCCUUUCCCUGCCUACCCAGCUGCCCAGGCUAGCCUCAUGAUUAUGGGCGACGGUGCAAAGACCAACGUGGCGGUCGACGAAGACUACAAGGCAGUUCAAGUCAUCGAAGAAUGUGCCACCCGCAGCGAUGUCGUCUAUGGAUUCGCUGAGGUGAAGUAUAAGCAGCUCAUUCCAUUGGCCCCUUCGGCGCCCACCGAGCCUUCUGCAAGACCCCCAGUCUCUGGUGCCGACACCGAUUCUACCGACCCCACUGACGACGGGUUGACUGUGGAUGCCAUCAUCACACUCUCCGAAGAGGCUUUGGUACUCUACGUGAAGGCUCUCUCCCUGCUGGCCAAGUCCAUGGACAUUGCCGGUGCCUGGUGGUCGCGCAAGAACCGUGAAGAAACAUAUGGUGACUUUCCGUCAAAUAGAGGGGAGAUCAGUGCGCUCGCGGGAGCCCGCAUUAACAAUAUCGUGCAGUGGGUACGGGCUCGGUUCAAUGAGGUUUUGGAGAAGGCGGAGUUUGUACGCCUGAAACUGAUCGAGGGGCAAAAGCGUUUGCCCUCGGAUCACCCCAGCCAUCCGGAUAACCAGCCCAUCGCCUCGAGUGCAGGCUCAAGCACUUCCAUUGAUGUGGUAUUGAGCCCUGGCGUCACAGCCGAAAAGCUGAUGUAUGACCGUGCCUUGGAGAUGAGCCGGGCUGCAGCGAUCAAUGAGCUGACUGGCGAGGAUCUCGCCGGAUGUGAGAUCGCCUAUGUCACCGCCAUACGCAUGCUAGAAGCUGUGCUGGAGGAUGAAGGGUCGCGAACUGACCGGCAAGAUGCCACAUCGGCUGGGGAGAAGGUUGUCCUAGACGAUUUACAGGCGGAGGAUCGGCAGGUGGUGCUGAGGUUGGUGUCGAGCAUGCGCGGUCGCCUCGCGUCUCUCCGCAAGAAACUGGCAUUGCUCGCCAAGCGAACCUCGGCGCCCACGCCGACGACGAGCAGCACAGCCCGGAUUCCAUCCUCGAACUCGGUGCCCGUUUCACUUGCGACAGGUGCCACGCCGCCUCGGUGA
This is a messenger RNA of Penicillium lagena, 2814 nucleotides long. RefSeq names its product serine/threonine protein kinase ATG1 (gene atg1). Bases 1 to 2814 code for a protein of 937 amino acids. Gene Ontology annotation, biological process: protein autophosphorylation; peptidyl-serine phosphorylation; autophagy. NCBI's taxonomy places the organism in Eukaryota, Fungi, Ascomycota, Eurotiomycetes, Eurotiales, Aspergillaceae. The record is from RefSeq and is a predicted model, not a curated record. The transcript has 4 exons. Gene Ontology annotation, cellular component: cytoplasm; autophagosome. Gene Ontology annotation, molecular function: ATP binding; protein serine/threonine kinase activity.